Molecule: messenger RNA, 962 nt
Organism: Bursaphelenchus okinawaensis
Lineage: Eukaryota; Metazoa; Nematoda; Chromadorea; Rhabditida; Aphelenchoididae
Source: the annotation of a GenBank genome assembly
AUGGCCUCCACUGAAAGAAUCCGUAAGUUCAAGGGGUUACGAACGUUAAUUUUGCAAAUGCUUCAAGUAUUGUCAUUAUUUUACAAGAUAUGCAAGGCUGAAAACCUUGUUAAGCCCAUUAGGAAGAUAAUAGAAUACAUAACACUAUCUGUUACUACCUAAAAUUGUAAUACCUAAAAUCUUACAGUAGUAAAGCUUAAAAUCUUGCAAGAGUAAUGCAUAGAACAAUCAUACAAUAGUAAUGCUUAAAAUAAGAUAUUUUUGUAUAUAAAACCCGAUGCUUUAAGGUCAAAUCUACGAUGCUCAUGAUUCGGACAAAAACGGCGUUUUGAGCGUCGACGAGGCCGAACUGGCCUACAAAGCGCUAGGAUCACUGGCUAAACAAGUACCCUGUUUCAACUCGGAAUUCCAAAAAUUGGCGAAUGCUGAAGGCGUCAUCACUUUUGAACGUAAGUUACUCUAUUAUUGUUUCUUUAAAAAGAACUUGCUUGCAUCGGCUACAAAAACGUCCAAAUUUACAUAUUUUUUGAAACAAAUUCUAGCAAUGCACAGUGGAACUACUGUAUAAGGAAUCGCUCGGGGACUUGAAAUUUGUCCGUUAUAAAGGACUUUUUUUAUACAGGAGUUUUAAAUGCACUGCGUAGUGGUGGACGAGAUUCAAAAGUUGUUUGUUAUAUGUACAGGAUUUUCGUUAUAGAGAAGUUCGUUAUACAGAAGUUUCACUUUACUUUUCCUACCAAAACAAAAACUUUAUAAAAAUGUGAAAAAUUGGCCGCCAGUUAACAGUUAUCAUUUUUUGUACCCUAUUACAAACUAUAUGACAAUAUGACGUGAAUCACAAUAUCAGAAUUGGUUACGCAUUUGUUAUGUCCGAAUAACAUUUAUUAAGCCUUUGAAUCAGCCGCUUCCGACUUGAAUAUUUUAAAUUUUCAGAAUUCCAAACCUUUGUCAAAAGUGCAUAA